CUUUAGAGAAAUUCCUUAAACAAACAAAUAUUAAGGUUAGUAAGGAAUUUAAUUUGUUUUAUUUCUAAAUUUAUUCUGUUUUCGUAUUACGUACGAUAUCCUAGCGUACGAUACUCGUAAAAGAUAAUUUCAUGAGAAACAGCAAGAGCAUAUGGUUUUUUAAUCACAUUCCACAACCCUCCCAUCGAGAGGUCAUGCGCGGAAACAAUUUUCAGAAAGGGCGUGUCGCAAGUGGGCGAUCACCAAGCAACCACUGGCAUCGACCUUCGAACCGGUUGCCAUGACAAGGCGUCGUUCGUUCGUGAUGUUAUUUUUGAAAACUAUUCUCUGAAUGUCAGCCGUGGUAAUUCCGAAACUUCGUUAGUUAAAAAAUGUUAAAUUCCCUCUACAUAAAACACCAGGAUUUGAAAGAGGCUGCUGCCGUCGAACGUCGACGUCAAUAUGAAGAAGCUCGCAGGCAGCGCAUCUUCAACGCCCGUCGUCGUGUGAUUGGGAUCGAUGCAACCGCCUUGGAGCAUCAGGUGAAGGAAAAACAUGAAAUCGAGCAGGAUGCACUGGAACGUCGGCGCAAGUUCGAAGAGGAACAACGGCGUCAGACUCAGUUUCUAGAGCGUAAAAACCGCGAACAAAAGCUGCUCCGUCAUCAGCUGGAAAAUGAGGUGAACCACUUUCGGUCGUUGUACCAACGGCCAGAACAGUCCCGCGAUUUUGACCUGUUCGACCCGAAUGGAUUGAAAAAAUCUCUCCCGGCAAGAGUUGGAGAUGAUGAUCCGCGCCUGUCGAUAUCCGGUGCGCAGAUCUUCGACGGAGAAGAUCUGACUGAAAAGGACCGAAAACGCCUCCAGAUGCAGCAGCAACGUUCCUGGCUGGAACAACAGAUCCGAGAUAAACGACAGGCCGAGCAAGAUCAGAUAGCUGCUGAUAAAUAUUUGGAAGAAGCGCUGGAGGCUCGUGAGCAGAGAGUUCAUCAGUUGGCUACUGAGGAACGAAAUAUUAGACACAAAAUACAGGAGAAUGUCGAUCAGUACAAUCGCCACCUGAUGCAGCAGCAGGAAUACGAGAGGCAACAGAAGCAGCGAGAGGACGAAGAAGAUAAUUUAGCUGAAAUUUACAACAACCUAACCAGCGAUAUGCUGACUGAAAAUCCCGAAGUUGCAAUAAGCAAUUUAGGACCCAACAGAAUAAUACCGUACGCGUACAAAGGCAUGAGUGAAGCCGAGCUGGAACAAAUCAGGAUAGGGCAAAUGCAACAGAAGGAAGAAAUGGAACGUCGCCGUCAGGAGGAGCAAAACAACAAGGAAGCGUGGGACCAGUUGGCGAACGACUUUGAUCGGACGGUGGUUCUCAAGGAUCGAGAAUUGAAUCAACGGCGGCACCAACUGGCGGAGCAGAUCCGACGGGAAAACGUGCAACUUUCAGAUGAGCAGCAGCGCAAACUAGCGCACAUGGACCAGGUGGUUUAUCAAAACCGACCGACAAUGGCGUACUUUGAACAGUUCAAUACCACCAGUCGUUAAAGGUCGAUCGUGUGAAGA
Molecule: messenger RNA, 1535 nt
Organism: Armigeres subalbatus
Lineage: Eukaryota; Metazoa; Arthropoda; Insecta; Diptera; Culicidae
Product: RIB43A-like with coiled-coils protein 2
Exons: 2
Coding region: 372-1517 (381 amino acids)
Source: RefSeq, a predicted model, not a curated record